UUUCAUAAUGAGAUGAUUAUGUUUUAAUCAAACGUCUGAAAUGUGAUUAGUUUUUUCUGGCUCGUCAUUGGUUCGUUCAGCCGAGGUCAGACUCUGGUUUAUUUUCUGUCUUCGCUCGUCGUCACGUCUCUGAUGUUAUCAAGUCAGGAUUUGUGUUGCCUGGCAACCGCUCAGCAGCGAGAGGCGUCUGGAGUUCUCUGCUCCGUUUCCAUUUUUAUCAGCAGGAUGUUUGUGUUGAUCUCAGACCUGAAGUCUGAGCCACAGAUCAGUGUGAACACGAGUGAACACAUGAACACUGAUGACAACCCAGCUCUUCUUCUUCUCUUCUCCUCUUCUUCUGCUCUCCUGUGCAGCGACGACACCCGGGAAACGAGCGGAGCUGACGCUGAGGAGGAAAUAUAGGACAACAGCAGGAGGAAGAGGACGAAGGGAGGAGAAGGUCUGCAGUCACCAGAGUGAAACCACAGAGGAAACUGCAGCAACUCAGCCUCAGCAGCUGAAAACAUGGACGGGUUCCGGCUGCCGCCCGUCAUAGAGGAGGUCCUCGAUGCGUCUGCAGGUGGAGCCACAGUGUAAACAGGAAUCACCUGUUCUGUACCAUGUGACCUGUGUCAGCUGAAGAUGUGUGAUUUCAAAUCAUUUAUCGUCUGUGCAGACGAACUGAGUGAGCUGAAGGACAAAGAGAGGGAGGAUGAGGAGACGCUGACAGAUGGAGAGAAAGGACGGGAGGAGGAAGAGAAGGAGGAGAAGCGAGGAGGAGUGAAGGAUGAAGAACAGGAGGUGGAGGAGCUGAGAGCUCAGGUUCUCCAGCUGCUGCUGGAGCUCGAGGAGACGAGAGAAUUUUCUCAGAGACACGAGGAGAGUUUCAUGGAGCUGCAGGGUGUGUUGGAUGAAGAGCGACUGGCGAGCGCUCACCAGGCCGAGAGUUUCACCAGACAGAUCCAGAGACUACAAGCUCAGUUGCGCUCGGUGCAGGAGGAGAUGGACAGCCUGGAGGAGGAGAAGGAGAGCGAGCUGGAGGAGGCGCAGGAGGAGUUGCGCUCGGCUCAUGAGGAGGUGGUGUUGCUGCAGCAGGUGUCCGAGGAGGCGGCGGCGGAGAGAGAGAACGACAUUGCCUCCCUGCAGGAGGAGCUGUGUCGGCUGAGGGCGGAGCAGCAGCGUCUCCACGCCACAGCGCAGGAAUAUGAGCUGGAGAUCACCACGCUGAGGGCAGAGAUCAGCAUGAAGAGCCGCCACGUGGGGGCGCCAUCGCACGGUGACGUGAAGCAGCUGAAGGACGAAGUCGUCCACCUGACGGACGAGUGUCAGACUCUGAGCGACGACAACAAACAGCUGAGCGGCAAAGUGGAGACGCUGAAGCAGCAACAAGACACGUGUGAUGACGCGUACCUGGCAGUCAGAGUGGAGGGCGACACUGAGCAGGACGAGCAGGUGAAGACGGACUCUUACAUCACUCUGUCCCACGGCCUGGAGGUCGAAAGGUCAGAGGUCGACGUCCUGAAGGUUCAGCUGAGAGCAGCUGAGGAGACGACACACAGGAUUCAGAGAGAGUGUGACGGUCUGAAGGGCGAGCUGGCGGAGCUGCUGCUGAUGUACGACAGCAGCCAACGAGAGCGAGCAGCGCUGGAGCAGGAGCUGCGCCGCUACAAGGCCGAGCUGCAGAAACUGCCGGGCAGGAAGUCACAGAACUGCACUCGUCCGUCUGAGCCCCCUGUUCUCUCCGUCCCCUUCAUAGGAAUGAUUGUUAUAGUGGCCUUGAUUUGGUGCUGGUGGGAGGAGCUGGCGUCCUAGAUGGGACCAGACGGACACUGACGGCUGGAACCUGGCAGUGGCGGCGGUUGCUGUGGUGGCAAUCAUGGUUCUGGUCGUCCCCAGCUUCACCAGGGCCUGAGGGACGACAAAUGGUGACCUCAACGAUGACCUCACUGGGAACUGUGGCAUUAUGGGAUUGCCGUCAUGAAUCCAGUUCUGCCCUCGAACAUGUUGCUGUCCUGAUGCUCUGCUUCUGGGACGGCGGCGCCAUGAAGGUUUGACCUCAACGCCACAGUCAGUGAGUGACAGAGGGAAAAAUAGACCGAAUUUCAGCCGUCCAUUAAGAACUCUUCAGCUCCCCCUGCAGGUCAGAGCUGUAAUAAACUUUUGUUUAAAAAUAAUUUAAACAAAAAUCCAAGUCUGCCACAGUCCGACAUUCAAAACUUAACUUUUUAAAAGAAAGUUUAAAACAUAAAUAUCAUCAUAUAUGAAAUGAAGUGAUGUGAAAAUGUUUAGUGUUUAAAAUCCAACUUGUUGUAACGACGUAGUUAAUGAAACGACUUCUACAAAGAAAAUGUGGAAAUGAUAAUCAGCCUUUUUAAUUCAACAAAUUAUUUCUGCUCAAAAAUACAAAAACAAACAAAUUUCUGCUGAAUUAAAAGAACAUUUUACAAUGAUAAAGGGAAUUUGAACAGAAUUCAGAUUUAGAGUUUUUAGGACUCAUCUUGAUUCCUGAUUAAUGUUGAAUGUUGUUGGUUAAAAAUCAUCAGUUUUUGUAGCAUGAAGGAAAAAGAGCAGAAUAAUGGAAAGAAAAUUAAAUCAGCUUUGUUUUUCCUUAAUAGAUGAAUUAAAAUGUUUGUAUUUGUGUGUUUAAGUGCAACAGAACCAAUGUGAACAUUCACUGAAGUUAAAAAGCACUUUAUUUUAAAUCUUAGUAUCUUAGAGAUGAAUCAUUUCUGAAGGAGAUUAUUUGACUGAUUUCACUGUGUCAGAUUUAAACUAAAUUGUAUUUAUUUAAUGAUUGUGUGUGUGUGUGUGGGGGGGGGUGAUGAUAAAUGCUGAGAAAUGAGUGUUGGAGAAAACAUGUUCAGAAUGUAAAAGUAAAUUUACUGCUUUGUCACUAAAUAUGUCCGUAAAUAAUUUUAUAAUUUUAAAACAGUUUAAGUUAGAAAAAGAACUUGACUGAAUUAAUUCAAAACAAAUUCCUGCUUCUCCUGAAUUUAACUUCAUCACAUUUGACAGUGUUUCUGUUUAUAAAGAUAUUCUGCAUGAAAACCAUCAACUUCAGUAAUGGCUCAUUUAUCAACAUAUUUAAUCACUAUAAUAACUUCAGUUAGAAUUAAUCACAGGUAAUUGAAUUAUUCGCACUGCGACUCGUGUCACUGAUUAUUAUUUAUACAUAAAAAUGGACUUAACAUGAAAAAAGCAGGUUUCUGUAGAAUGAGCAUAAAACAGAGACCUUUUUAAAAACUACGUGGCAGAAAUCACUUGGGUAAACAGUGAAUAGAAGAGGACCCAGUACGGAGCCUUGUGGGACACCUCGACCGUUUUUUUUACUUUGUAAUCUCGUAGAAAAUACGAAAUGGAUCAGUCCUGUCAAAACGGGACAAAAGUUUCAGUACCGUGUAAAUCUGCAAAGAGAAACUCAUCUGCGUUUGUUUACAUUUUAGUUUCUUCAAACUCUGAAGACGUUUUUAUUUUGUUCAGAUUUCGUAGCUUUAAAUCUUUUUAUUGGGACGAUGAUAAAAUCCCACUUCCUCUUAUUUUGCACAGUUUCAGUCUUUGAAUGAAUGUUUACAUUUUACUUCGAAGUUGUGACCAAAUAAUCACAGAAUUUUAAUCCGAUGAUUAAAUGAUUGUGAUGUUGUGAUGAUGCCUGUGAACUUUUACCAAAUAAUUAUGAUCAUUAUUUAAAGGGCCGAUGAUUUUCAGUCCUAAACCCUCCCGGCUUCAGUGGAUCAAACACUGCUCUGUGUUUAAAUGAGGAAGUGACUUUAAAGUGAGAAAUCAAUCGUUUAACAAGCUGAAGGAAUUUAAACAUAUUUAAUAAUAAUAAAAUGAACAGCAUAUUGAUUUAAGGUUAUAACUUGUCUUAUAUUCUUCUAAAUGAUAAACAGCACGUGUCAUUUAAACGUUUAUAACGUUUUGCAUGAGUUUAAUUAAAUUAAUACAUUAUUAUCUGUAAAUACAGACACAUGGUGUUUAGUGUGUUCAUAGUUUAAUUAAAGACGUGAGUCGAAAUGUUCACGAUGAAUCACCUGCGUUUUCUCUCCAAUAUAAAAUGAAAAUAAAAAUAAAAAAUCGAUUUAAAACAGUAAAGAUUUCAAUUCAACGUCUAAAUCAUGAGAAAGUUUAGCAAAUGUAUGGAACCAAUCAAAAUAAUGAUGAAAAUAAAAUAUUCAUGGUAACUUGAGUAUUAUAAGCGAAUCUGCGACUUAUUAAAUGUAGAUUAAUACAUAAGUAUAAUACAAGGUCAUUUUAUGAUAUUUGAUUUAUUGACUCCAGAGUCAAACAUUUGAUUUGUUCUCAUAAGUUAGAUUUAAGAAUUAUUAUUAUUAGAUUUAAGUUAAUCUGAUGUGUUUUUUGUGGUACCUGUGCUUCCACAGGACUGACUCAUUAAAAGUGCGGGUUAGGGUUGGGGGGGUCAGAAGAUUUUAUUUUACAAUAAAUGUGUAACUUCAUGUGUUUGAUGAGACAAACUCAGUUUAUCCUGUAAAAGGUUGUUGAAUAUGAAUGUUUGUAUAAUGAUUUGGUGACAUGGCCUCUUGAAAAGUUCUUAUUUCCUGCUGAUAGUUGGUUUCAGUUGAGUUCAUUUGAAAUGUUUGAGUUAUUUUUCAUGGAGCAGAUUUAACUGUGGUGAAAAGCUUUGGUCAAAUGUUUGUAAAGAAAUGCAGCAGGAAAUGUAGCAGAUGUUUAUUAGUUUAUUAUAUAUAUAUAUAUAUAUAUUGUUCUUCCAUAAAUAACAGUAUCAAAACA
Molecule: messenger RNA, 4728 nt
Organism: Hippoglossus stenolepis (Pacific halibut)
Lineage: Eukaryota; Metazoa; Chordata; Actinopteri; Pleuronectiformes; Pleuronectidae
Product: coiled-coil domain-containing protein 136
Exons: 11
Coding region: 622-1791 (389 amino acids)
Biological process (GO): single fertilization; acrosome assembly
Cellular component (GO): acrosomal membrane
Source: RefSeq, a predicted model, not a curated record